AUGCCAUCCAACUCUAAAGACAUACUACAGAGAGCUCUGGUGUCUGUUUACAGGGAAGAGAAGAAGAAGAAGAAGGAGAAAGAGGAAAAAGUCUUAGGAGUGGGAUUUUUUCAACUGUUCCGGUUCUCCACAUGUCAGGACACCCUGAUGAUGGUGGUGGGGGGUUUGUGCGCGCUGAUCCACGGCGCCGCCUCUCCUCUCAUGCUGCUUGUCUACGGCCAGAUGACCGACACCUUUGUGUCCUACGAGCUGGAGAUGCAGGAGCUGAGAGACCCCAACAAAACAUGCAUCAACAGCACCGUCGCCUGGGUCAAUGGAUCCAUAUAUCAGACAGCUGAGAACGCCACUGUCCUCUGUGGGGUGGACAUUGAAUCUCAGAUGACACUGUUUGCAUAUUACUUUGUUGGUAUUGGACUGGGUGUCUUCAUCGUCAGUUAUUUUCAAAUUGCCCUCUGGGUUUCAGCCGCUGCUAGGCAGAUCCAAAUAAUAAGGAAGACAUAUUUCCGUAAGAUCAUGCGGAUGGAAAUCGGUUGGUUUGACUGCAACUCUGUCGGAGAAUUAAACACAAGGAUAUCUGAUGAUAUCAAUAAAAUCAACCAUGCCAUCGCAGACCAGGUGUCCAUUUUCAUUGAGAGGCUCUCCACCUUCAUCUUUGGCUUCCUGGUGGGUUUCAUUGGCGGCUGGAAGCUGACUCUGGUGGUCGUUGCAGUGAGCCCCCUCAUUGGCCUGGGAGCCGGAUUAAUGGCCAUGGCUGUCGCUAGGCUAACAGGCUGGGAGCUGAAGGCCUAUGCUAAAGCCGGAGCUGUGGCAGACGAGGUGCUCUACUCCAUACGAACCAUUGCGGCCUUCGGCGGGGAGGACAAGGCAGCUGAGAGGUACGACCGAAACCUUGAGGAGGCCCAGACCUGGGGUGUGAAGAAGGGCACCAUCAUUGGGGUGUUUCAGGGUUACCUCUGGUGCAUUAUCUUCCUCUGCUACGCCCUGGCCUUCUGGUACGGCUCCAAGUUAGUCAUCGACACCAAAGAGCUCUCACCUGGUGCCCUCAUACAGGUGUUCUUUGGCAUUCUGAUGGCCGCCAUGAAUUUAGGUCUAGCUUCACCGUGCCUGGAGGCUUUCGCGUCAGGCCGGGCCGCAGCCAAAAGCAUAUUUGACACCAUAGACAGGGAGCCAGAGAUCGAUUGUCUCUCGGAGGAAGGGCACAAAUUAGAGCGGGUGAAAGGAGACAUCGAGUUCCACAACGUUGAGUUCAAUUACCCAUCACGACCAGAUGUUAAGAUCUUACAUGACCUAAGCAUGGUGAUAAAAGCAGAGGAGACCACAGCUUUUGUCGGGCCAAGUGGUUCAGGAAAGAGCACCACAAUCCAGCUCAUACAGAGAUUCUACAACCCCCUGCAAGGAAUGGUGACUCUGGAUGGCCAUGACAUCAGGAGCCUCAACAUUCAGUGGCUGCGCUCUUUGAUUGGCAUUGUGGAGCAGGAACCCGUGCUCUUUGCCACCACCAUUGCCGAGAACAUUCGCUACGGCCGGCCUGGUGUCACCACGGAGGACAUAAUCCAGGCCACAAAACAGGCCAAUGCAUAUGACUUCAUCAUGGACCUCCCUCAGAAAUUUGACACGCUGGUGGGCGAGGGUGGAGGCCAGAUGAGUGGAGGUCAGAAACAGAGGAUCGCCAUCGCUCGAGCUCUGGUCAGGAACCCUCGCAUCCUACUGCUGGACAUGGCCACUUCGGCCCUGGACAACCACAGCGAGGCUAUGGUCCAGGAGGCCCUGGAUAAGUCUCGUAUGGGUAGGACCACCAUCACCAUUGCCCAUCGUCUCUCCACCAUCCGUAACGCCGAUGUGAUCGUUGGCUUUGAUCACGGGCGAGCUGUGGAGCGGGGCGGUCACACCGACCUCAUGGAAAGGAAUGGCGUCUACUUCACCCUGGUCACCCUGCAGAACCAAGGCCAAGAGCCAGCCACGCACAGAGAGAAAAGCCCACCUGAAAGUGAGAUAACUGAUGUAGCUCUUGGAAGACAAAGGACGCUUAGCAGAGGGAGUCAUACGAGAUCUCUGCGUCUACGGUCGCGGUCUCAGAGGUCAGAGGACUAUAUUCCUGGUGCCAUAUCCGGACAACUCCAGAUUGACACAGACAGGGACAUCCCUGAGGUAAACUCAACAGAUGAGAGCACGGAGCCAGGGGAACAUGUUGAACCAGCACCAAUAACUCGCAUCCUGAAGUACAACCGCUCUGAGUGGCCAUACCUGCUGAUGGGCUCUCUCGGAGCUGCCAUCAACGGGUCGGUCAACCCCAUCUACGCUAUUUUAUUCAGCCAAAUUCUUGGGACAUUUGGCCUCACUGACCUGGAUGAACAGAGGAAGCAGAUCAAUGGAAUAUGUGUCCUGUUUAUCAUUGUGGCCGUGAUAAGCUUCUUCUCACAGUUUUUACAGGGUUAUUCCUUCGCCAAGUCGGGAGAGCUGCUGACGCGCAGGCUGAGGAAGAUGGGCUUCCAGGCUAUCCUGAGGCAAGAGAUCGGCUGGUUUGAUGACCGUAAGAACAGCCCCGGGGCUCUGACCACCAGACUGGCCACGGACGCUUCCAUGGUGCAAGGGGCGACGGGGUCACAGAUAGGCAUGGUUGUGAACUCGCUCACCAAUAUUGGUGCUUCGCUCAUCAUAGCCUUCUACUUCAGCUGGAAGCUGAGCCUGGUUGUCAUCUGUUUCCUACCUUUCAUCGGCCUGUCCGGAGCUUUCCAGGCCAAAAUGCUCACUGGCUUCGCCAAUGAAGACAAGAAGGCCUUGGAGGACGCAGGACAGGUGUCCAGUGAAGCGAUGGCCAACAUCAGGACCAUCGCAGGCCUGGCUAAGGAGGGCCAGUUCGUGGAGCAGUAUGAGCAGCAGCUGGAGGCCCCGUACGCAGCCGCCAAGAAAAAGGCCCGUGUCUACGGCAUCUGCUUUGCUUUCGCCCAGUGUGUCAUCUUCAUGGCGUACGCAGCCUCUUUCAGAUACGGUGGCUACCUGGUCAGCAACGAAGGGCUUCCUUACCUAAUUGUGUUCAGAGUUGUCGCAGCUGUUGUGACCUGUGGAACUGCGUUGGGGAAAGCAUCAUCUUUUACUCCAGAUUAUGCCAAAGCAAAGAUUGCCGCCGCCCAACUCUUCACACUCCUUGACAGAGUCCCAAAGAUCAGCAUGAAUCCAGCAGAGGGACAAACUUGGGAUAAAUUCAAAGGAGAGGUGGAGUUUCUCGACUGCAGGUUCACGUACCCCAGCCGGCCGGACGUCCAGGUGCUGAGGGGGCUGGCGGUGUCGGUGAAGCCCGGGCAGACGCUGGCCUUCGUGGGCAGCAGUGGCUGCGGGAAAAGCACCAGUGUGCAGCUGCUGGAGAGAUUCUACGACCCUGACGAGGGCAAAGUGUUGAUAGAUGGGCACCCGUCGCAGUCGAUCUGCGUGCCGUUCCUGAGGGCUCAGAUUGGCAUUGUGUCCCAGGAGCCGGUGCUGUUUGACUGCAGCAUUGCAGAGAACAUCGCCUACGGAGACAACAUGCGCGCGGUCAGCACGGAGGAGAUUGUGGACGCGGCCAAAAAAGCUUUCCUCCACGAUUAUGUGAUGACACUGCCAAAAAAAUAUGAGACCCAGGUUGGGGCACAGGGCUCCCAGCUGAGCAGAGGACAGAAGCAGCGCAUCGCCAUCGCCAGAGCCAUCGUCAGGAACCCCAAGAUCCUGCUGCUGGAUGAGGCCACUUCUGCCCUGGACACAGAGAGUGAGAAGACGGUGCAGGCAGCUCUAGACGAGGCCAGGCGAGGUCGCACCUGCAUCGUCAUUGCCCACAGACUGUCCACCAUCCAGUCGGCGGACAUCAUCGCUGUCAUGUCCCAGGGGGUGGUCAUUGAGAAAGGCACGCACGAGGAGCUGAUGGCCAAAAAGGCAGCGUACUACAUAUUAGUCACCACCGGAGCACCCGUUAGCUAAGACACCUGAGGAUUGUAUUUAAAAAAUGAACUUCUGUUUUGUUUUUUCAGUAUAAUUUGUCUUUAUCUCUGCAAUGUGUUUAUAAAGCUGUUGUUUGUUGUUGUUUCAUUUGGGUAGAAUUAAUUUAUACUCGUUGAAGUAUUUAUAUGUAUUUAUUUCCUCUGAAUCAGAUGUGCUGUGUACACUUUAUUUCACUCAAUGUUUUUUUCUUUUCAGUUAAUUAAUCAUUGGUUGGUUAAUGGCAAGAUAUUUAAGCAAACACACUAAAACAAAAUAGACUUGCAUGUAUUAUCUGUAGAUGUAAUAGUAAUAGUAGUAGUAUUAGAUGUAGUAGCAGUAGUAGUAGCAGUCGUAGUGGAGGUAACAGUAGUAGGUCAACAAUUUUUGCCAAACAAACAAACAUAUAUUUUCAGGGCUUGCUAUGAAUGGCUUGCUCAUUUUAGUGAGCACCAUCAUCAUAGCACCAUCUCACCCACUAGAGAGUGCUCUUCACCAGGCUGGCACUUACAUAGCAGGCAAACCCAAUGUGCAAGAAAUAAUGAGUGUAUUUUGGCGGGUUUGCAUUCUUUUUUACAAUGUAUAGUUGUCGUUUAUAUGAUGGUAAAAUUGUUUUGUGAAUGUAAUACAAAGAUUGAUAUGACAUUGUGUCAAUCUAGUGCGUCGUAAAAAUGAACGGCUCAACAAAAUGAGGACACACACAGUAGAUAAGGUAUUUGUUUGUUUAGUGUUAUAUACGUUUUAUAUGUUAUAAUAAAAAUAUGCCAUACUGA
Molecule: messenger RNA, 4718 nt
Organism: Clupea harengus (Atlantic herring)
Lineage: Eukaryota; Metazoa; Chordata; Actinopteri; Clupeiformes; Clupeidae
Gene: abcb11a
Product: ATP-binding cassette, sub-family B (MDR/TAP), member 11a
Exons: 25
Coding region: 1-3948 (1315 amino acids)
Biological process (GO): oligopeptide export from mitochondrion
Cellular component (GO): mitochondrial inner membrane
Molecular function (GO): ABC-type oligopeptide transporter activity; ATP binding; ATP hydrolysis activity
Source: RefSeq, a predicted model, not a curated record